Etheostoma cragini (Arkansas darter) is the source of this 3071-nucleotide messenger RNA. It is a transcript of the gene usta, whose product is annotated as uronyl 2-sulfotransferase a. Gene Ontology annotation, cellular component: membrane. NCBI's taxonomy places the organism in Eukaryota, Metazoa, Chordata, Actinopteri, Perciformes, Percidae. The record is from RefSeq and is a predicted model, not a curated record. The coding region runs from base 312 to 1526 and encodes 404 amino acids. Gene Ontology annotation, molecular function: sulfotransferase activity. The transcript has 8 exons.
CGGAAGUUUUUCCUCUUUCCACGUUAAGUAAUCUGACACCCCAAAGCCUCCAGAGCAGAAGGAUGGACCCUUAACUCGCCUGGAAGGACGGAAGGAAGGAACACUCAUCCAACGAGCGCAAGCAAGAGGGACCGAGAAGAAGCGAAACGCUGAGCGCAUAAAAACAACCCCGUGGCUGCGGCAGCGGAGGAGAGCUGGGUCCCUGCGCGUCUCCAUAAUAACUGGCCGUCCGCCUCAAAUGGUGUCAAAGCGACAAGUUUCACUUUCCACAUGCGGAUGGGUGACUUUCCACGGUGCUUUGUGAGGAGGAGAUGAUGAAGAAUUUCAGCAGCAGUCCCCUUCAAAGCAACAAACAGACUCCCAACCACGUUAGAGAGCGAAACAACAGAAAGUACAGCCUACUCUCUGCUAUACCGUUGCGAUUUUCCUUGCGAGGUUAUGGUUUCUGCAUGGCUACGUUGUUCUUCUUCUGCUUCGGCUCCCUUUUUUACCAGCUGAACGGAGGACCCCCUAAAAUCCUGCUGGACAUUCGACAGUAUCUCGGUAAAUCGACAUAUUUGGAUGACCACGGACCCCCAUCUCCAAGAGUGCUACCCUUCCCCAGCCAGGUGGUUUAUAACCGUGUGGGGAAGUGCGGCAGCCGGACGGUGGUCAUCUUGCUGAGAUUACUGGCUGAGAAACACCAGUUCAACCUGGUCUCCUCUGACAUCCACAAUAAAACACGUCUCACGAAACAUGAACAGGUGGAUCUCAUGAAGAACAUCAGUAAUAUCCCUCAGCCUUUCCUCUACACACGGCAUGUUCACUUUCUCAACUUUACCAGGUUCAGAAUAGAGCAGCCGGUCUAUAUCAACAUAAUCCGGGACCCCAUCAACCGGUUCCUCUCCAAUUACUUCUUUCGUCGCUUUGGUGACUGGAGGGGUGAGCAGAACCACCUUAUCCGCACUCCAGGGAUGAAAGAUGAUGAAAGAUACCUGGAUAUCAAUGUGUGCAUUCUAGAGAACUACCCAGAGUGUUCCAACCCCAGAGUUUUCUACAUCAUUCCCUACUUCUGUGGACAGCAUCCUCAGUGCAGGGAGCCAGGAGUAUGGGCUCUGGAGAGGGCCAAACAGAAUGUGCAGGAGAACUACCUCCUUGUAGGUAUACUGGAGGAACUGGAGGAUGUUCUGCUCUUGUUGGAAAGGCUCUUACCUCAUUACUUUACUGGAGUACUUAACAUCUACAAGAGCCCUGACUACAAGAAGAUGGGGAACAUGACAGGCACAGUCCGUAAACAUACACCCACUCUGGAGGCCCUGCAGGUGCUGUACCACCGCAUGCGCUACGAGUAUGAGUUCUACAACUUUAUCCGAGACCAGUUCCACCUCAUGAAAAAAAAGAUUGGCCUCAAGUCCGUCUCUCAACCCCCCGCCUACUCACCCGCUUUCCUACGAGAGCUGGCCCUCCGAACCCCAGAGCCUCUGGAUGAAGACGAGGAGCUGGACACAGACCUGGAGGAUGCCAACAGCUGGCUGGUUCACUCCUAAAGACUGUUUCAUGAACAGUGGAUGUAGCCCAAAAAAGCUGGUUGGCUAGAAUUGGCUGGAGAAAGCAAGAGGCAGCCUGAGGGCAAAGGGAAGCAUUCCCCGUCCUUCAGCAUUCCUAAGAAAAGUGAGGUGUGUUUAGGGCUGUGUGGAUCGUGAUGCUCGUGUUUUUACGGAUCCUGUUUUCCAUAUGCAGUAGACUCCUAUCAUGACAGACUCAGCACUGAGGACUAUAGGGUUGAGUAACUGAAAGGACAAAAUGUUGUAUUUAAAAAAUUGACCAAGGACAGUGGGAAAUAAUGUUAUUCUCAGUAAGCUUGACUCAAGUUUUGUUUUAAUUUGAGCUUGUUUUUGGGUUUGUUUCUGUAUAAAAAGACAAAGCAUCAUUGCUGUUAUCUCCAGGAGAGAUUAGCGCAAGAUGAUAUUCGAAAUGUUGGUCGCUGGGGUGUUUACUGUAGCCAAAAACUUCAGAAACAUAGCCCAAGAAAGACCUUCAUACUUUUUGAAAGAGUAAAUGUCCUUAAAGCUGGAAUGGGAAAUGGUAUACAAGAAUAAAAAAUACCAAAACCCCUUUUUUGUAUUAGUUGUCUAGGACGGUUGAAAGUGCCAAACCUUGCUAAGAGUUCUUGUAACUGACAAACCUCUGCACACAGCUGGUGGAGUUGUGACAUAAGCAAGUCAGUUAUAGUUAUAGUAUUGGUCUAUACCAUUUUGUUUAAUUUGUAAGAUAUUAUUAGGUAUAAAUGAGGGUAGACAGUAAGCACUCAAUUAUGAAUUCAAAGAAUUCCAACUGUGUGUGCAUGAAUGAUAGAGUUUGACCAAACCAGCAUUAUAUUUUGCCAUAGAUUAAUUAUUUAGGACAGGUGAUCUGUUAAGUCAAAUACUAAAAAGAAUUUAUGGAGUGUUGUUUGUUUAAUCCAAAGUUUAAAAGAUUGAGCUUGCCAAAUACCAGUGUUUCUACUGCGAUGCAUUACAAAACUGUAUAAAUAUACUGCACUUUUUUGCGUGACCUUUCCUGAAAUUCCAAAGUAAAAUGAGGGACUUGGUCACAAAACUGGAUACUAAUUUCCUUUUCUUUCAAAUAUAAACAGGUUACCGGUAAAGUUCCCUUUCAUAAUAUCACUAUAAAAAUUUUACCAAUCCUAGCCAGCACUAAUUUAUAAUCUAAUCUAAUUUAUAAAUAAAGUUUUUUCAUCACUCACGUACAAAUAAUCCAGUUAGCAGUAACCAGACUGUCAUCUACGUAGUUUACUCUACUAUGCUAAUCUCCAUUGUCUGUUCCUCUACUUUGGCCUGGUUUGUGUUCAGUGUUUCCUUUUUUGCCAGUUUAAUUUAUUAUUUUGUAUUCUUUUGCAUUCCAGAUAAGAUUCUCAGGAAGGAAAAAAGGUGUUUAUUAACUUGAUCAUUUGUAUCUUUGGAUUCUGGCGGCUAUGAAACUAUUCUAGGUUGUUUAGAAUGGGUUUAUAACAACAGCUAAAAACUUCUUAACAACAACUAUUGCAAUCCAUCAUUUCACAGUCUUCAAAAUAAAUGUCCUAAACUAUUGCA